Numida meleagris (helmeted guineafowl) is the source of this 3997-nucleotide messenger RNA. RefSeq names its product outer dense fiber of sperm tails 2 (gene ODF2). The record is from RefSeq and is a predicted model, not a curated record. The coding region runs from base 317 to 2776 and encodes 819 amino acids. The transcript is spliced from 21 exons. Lineage: Eukaryota; Metazoa; Chordata; Aves; Galliformes; Numididae. Gene Ontology annotation, biological process: regulation of cilium assembly. Gene Ontology annotation, cellular component: centrosome.
UGAAACAUUGCUUCGCCCAGUGCCUAAUGCUUGUGCAUUAUUAUGUUAGUCAUCAAAACUGGACAUUUUUCAAAACGGAUGCAGUCUUAUUGGUUUCAUUCAGAGCAGGUUGUUACACGGUCCUUGGCAACCUGUCAAAUUAAUCACAAGCUAUAAAGGGUCAUCUGAAUUGUGUUCUAGCAGAGGUUUCCCUCAUCUGUCGAUCAUGAAACGACGUCAUUAUCCGCACAGAGCACAGUGUCAAGAGGAGCUAACAGCCUUAAAAUAACUGUUUCCUUUCAUUGUAUUGCCCCUUCCCGUCUGCGGGAGAAGAGCCAUGAAGAACCGUUCCUCAUCUCCCCCUUUGCACGUCCAUGUGGAUGAAAACACCCCUGUCCAUGUCCAUAUUAAAAAGGGUCAGAAAACCACACCUGCAAAAUGCCAGCAAAAGCACAAACAGAAAAUGAAAGGGAAUACUGUGAACGUGCGCCGAGCUGUCCAGGUGAAGUCGAAGGCCCCCUGGCUGCCCCCAGGAAAGACAUCUGUCCUUGAUUCCACCUACAAAUGGGAGGGACCAACUCACCGCCUGGAAAUUACACCUCCGGAUUCCGAGAAAAUGAUGUCAGUGCUGCGCCUGAGCGAUCUCUCUACGGAUGAGGAAGAUGCAGUUUGCAGCAAAAUAAACGAGUACGAGAGGAAGAUAGAUACCCUGAUGAACGUGGUGGGAACGCUGAAGAACGAGGCUAAGUCACAGAAACAGGAGCAAAUGACAAAGCGUCUGCUUGAGGAGCAGAAAGAAGAACUGAAUGAGGUCACACAAGAGCUGGUAGAAACAGAACAUGAGAACACGCUGCUCAGGCGCAAUAUUGAGCGCAUGAGGGAAGAGAAAGAUCUGACUGUGCUGCAGAAAAAUUACUUGCAGCAUGAGAAGGAGUGCCUGAUGUCCAAGCUGAGUGAGGCAGAGAGGGAUGGAGCAGCAGCGGCCAGACAGAUCAGUGCCCUGAAACAUACCAUUGGGAGACUCAACAUUGAGAAACACAUGAGCAGCUCAGACAUUAACAUGCUGACGAGACAAAAAGAGCUGCUGCUACAGAAACUGAGCACCUUUGAAGAAACCAAUCGUACGCUCCGGGAACUUCUCAGAGAGCAGCACGAACGGGAGAGGGAUGCUCAGAAGAUACUGGAGAAGCAAAGCGCGCUGUUGACAAUGUUGGCUGACGCAGAUGCAGAGAAAUUGGAACUUCAGAUGAGACUUGAGGAGAAAGAAAAAGAGAUCGACAGUCUUGCUAUUCAGAUACAGGAAGAAAAGGAACAGGCAAAGGCAGCAAGUGAACUGUCAAAAUCAAUGGAAUCUGUGAGAGGCCAUUUACAAGCGCAGCUACGACAUAAAGAAGCUGAGAACAACCGCCUGACCACGCAGAUCCGGAAUCUGGAGCUCAGUGAAGCUCAGCAUAAGGCAGAGGUGGAAUGUAUGAGGGAACAGCUGAAAGAAGCAAGGCAGAAGGCAGAUCGCGAUAAGGAUGCCCUGAAGAAAGCCCUCCGUGCACAGAAGGAGCGGGCAGAGCGGAGUGAGGAGUAUGCAGGGCAGCUGGCUGUGCAGCUGGCACAAAAGGACAGUUAUGUUACGGAGGCACUUUCUACUCUGGAGUCUUGGAAGAGUCGCUACAACAAAGUGGUGAAGGAUAAGAAUGACCUGGAACUGGAAAUGGUUACACUGAACAGCCGUAUUGCAGAUUUGCUGGAACAGCAGACAACCCUGGAGGACAGGAUGCGAGAGGACAGAGAUGCCUUGAUGGAUAAAUUGCACCAACAAACUACAGAGAACACUUCUUUCAAAAUGGAGAAUGAAAGACUAAAGGCUAGUGUGAUCCCAAUGGAGGAAGAGCUGAACCAAGCACACAUUGAAGUACAGCAGCUCAAGAGCUCUGUCAGGAAUUAUGAAGGGUUGAUUGAAACCUACAAGUCCCAGGUGUUGAAGACCCGCAUGGAAGCAGAUGAUGUGGCAGCGAAACUGGAGAUGUGUGAUAAAGAGAAAAAGGCACUAAAGGAUGAAAUGAACAAGGAGAUCGAACUGGCUCGCAAGCAGUUCCAGAGCCAGCUUGCUGAGUUGGAAAAGCUGCCUGAGAUCCUGAGGGUCACGGAGACACAGUUGGCAGAAUGUCAGGACCAGCUUCAGAGUUAUGAGAAGAAGAACGUGGACCUGUCUCUGAUGAUUGCAGAUCUUCGUCAGCGGAUUGAGCUCCAGGGGGACAAAAUGGAGAUGACAAGAGAGAGGUAUCAGUCUGCCCAGGAGGAGAAAAAGCAGCUCACCUUGAAGGUGGAGGAGCUGGAAAGAAAACUAGAAGCAACAAACGCCCAGAACAUAGAAUUCCUCCAGGUCAUAGCAAAGCGAGAGGAGUCGAUCCACCAGUGUCAGCUGCGGUUAGAAGAGAAGACCCGUGAGUGUAGCUCCCUGGCUCGUCAGCUGGAAGCGGCCAUUGAGGAUGCCAAACGACAAGUCGAACAAACUCGAGAACGAGCAACAUCACGAGAGAGGGCAGCCCAGUCCAAGAUGCUGGAUUUGGAGACCCAGCUGAGCAGGACGAAAACAGAGCUGAACCAGUUGCGUCGGAACAAAGAUGACGCAGAGCGCCGCUAUGAGAGCCGCCUGCAGGACUUAAAGGAUCGGCUGGAGCAGUCGGAAAGCACCAACCGCAGCAUGCAGAACUACGUCCAGUUCCUCAAAUCUUCCUAUGCCAACGUGUUUGGAGAAAGUGCCUUGCUGGGCUCUCCCAGCCGUUCUCGUUCUUCUCCGUGAGGACAAUGCUCUCUCUGCACCUCUGCUUUCAGGCCCCAAAUGAGCCCUGUGUCAAAGCCAUACGUUGUUUAGAAAAUGGGCUGAAAAUCGGGAGAAGUUUCCGGGUCGCUUAAGGGAGAAGUCUUUCUCUUUUCUUUGCAGCAUGAGGUGAUGCGAUGACGGUGGCAUGAGAUGUGAGCGUGCAGAGCACUGGCAGCGCUGGUUUGGUGCUGGAGGCUGGCACUGUGAGCUGUGCCCCAAACCCGGAUGGUUCUGCAUGCGGUGGGAAAGGCCCUUUUCAUCCUACGAGUUCUGGGUGGUUUCAGCUCUUUAAACCCGGCGGUGGUUUUAGUUGUGUUAAUGUUUGUGACAGCUGUUUUUUCCAUACUUCGGUUUUUCUUUUUUUUUUUUUUUCCCUGGUUCUGUAUUGGGGGAGAUCAUGUGGUAUUUCUGCUUUGUGUUGCUGUUACAUGUUCUGUUGGUGCCUGGCUGACAGGGGGUGGUGGGAGAGAAGUCCGCCCACCUCUCAGGGAAGCGUGAAGCUGAAAAUAACAGAAGUGCCCGGGCUUAAUGCUUACAAGGCGUUAUCUCCUGAACCACUACGGUGUUCGUAAAGUUUUAUACCAGAAAUAAUGAUUUUUUUAUUUUUUUUUUAACUUGACACGUGUGUGCUCUGUGAUCCUCGCUUUUUUCUUAGCGUGAUGCUAAUUUUGUUUUCCCCCUCACCCCGCUCCCGGUUUCCUUCUCCUGGAUAGCCCCAGGCCUGCGCCAAAACCAUCUGUAUUCCAAGGGAAGGCUGCAGCUGGGUCUCACUGUGAAUGCUGUAAGAAUUCAUGUGCACCAAAUACAGAUUGGCUCCAAAACCCAUUGGGGAGCGGCUGCUGAUGCUCAGCAUCUUCAUCAAACCCAGCUGCAGCGUUCUCCUGGAAAAUCAGCUCUGUGCCGUCCAGGCCUGCAGCUCCCCUGCUCUCUGGUGCCCUGCUCCUUCCAGUCCGUGCUUCCUUAGGGGGACAAAAUUAAACGUUGCUUUUAUUUUGUAACGCUUUUGUAUCCUAUUUAUGUGUGGUGUGGUCACGGGCCAGUGUUUGUCACAGAGGUUUUCGGAGAUAAUCAUUAUUUGAGAAUUCUGUAAUUUUGUGUGUAACUCUUUUUGGAAGAAAUCCUAAAGGUGCUAUGGUAACAAGCAAACAAAAAGGAACCCGAAAUUAAAUAAAUAAAUAAAUAAACUAAAUUUUAAUUGAU